AUGAAUGAUCAAGAUCGUACUUCAAUUCACGAGGCAAUGGAACAGCAAUCUAUCUCUAUUUCCAAAGCCGGUAUUGUGACCAGUUUACAAGCUCGAUGCUCAGUAAUUGCAGCAUCUAACCCUAUCGGUGGUCGAUAUGACGCUAGUAUGACCUUUGCAGAAAAUGUUGCUUUGUCAGAUCCAAUAUUAUCACGUUUUGAUAUAUUGUGUGUUGUGAGAGAUGAAUAUGAUCCAGUUCAAGAUCAACACUUAGCUAGAUUUGUGGUUGAUUCCCACAUCCGUCACCAUCCUUCUAAAAAAAACUCAGAUAAAAUUGAAGAACCUGAAAAUGAAUUACAAAUACCACAGGAAAUGUUGAAAAAAUAUUUAGUUUAUGCAAGAGAAAACAUUCAUCCGAAAUUGCAGAACAUGGAUCAGGAUAAAGUUGCUAAUAUCUACAGUCAACUGAGGCAGGAAUCUUUGGCUACUGGUAGUCUUCCUAUAACAGUACGUCACAUUGAAAGUAUGAUAAGAAUGAGUGAAGCACAUGCCAAAAUGCACCUCAGAGAAUAUGUCCAAGAAGAUGAUGUAAAUAUGGCUGUCAGAAUGGUGUUGGAAAGUUUUGUAGAAACUCAGAAGUACAGCGUUAUGAAGUCUAUGAGACAGGUAUUCCGAAGGUACCUUCUUUUCAAAAAAGAUCACAGUGAACUGCUUUUCUACAUUUUGAGACAAUUGGUUCAAGAUCAACUGACAUUCCAAAGGAGUGUGACAGAAAUGGAAACACUGACUAUUGAGAUAGAUGAAAAUGAUCUCAUCGACAAGGCCAGACAAAUAGACAUUCAUGAUUUGAAACCAUUUUAUCACAGCAGGAUAUUCGAAAGUAACAACUUUGUGUAUGAUGCCAAAAAAAAAGUUAUUCUUCAUAUUGUACCUGUAACCAUCACAACAGAGGACUAACAUCAUCAACCCAACCAUUUUAUAUCUAUAUUUUUAUACCUUUUUUUAUUUAUUUUUUUAAGAUCAAUAAACGUUAUUUUAACA
Leptinotarsa decemlineata (Colorado potato beetle) is the source of this 1020-nucleotide messenger RNA. It is a transcript of the gene Mcm2, whose product is annotated as DNA replication licensing factor Mcm2. The record is from RefSeq and is a predicted model, not a curated record. Lineage: Eukaryota; Metazoa; Arthropoda; Insecta; Coleoptera; Chrysomelidae. Gene Ontology annotation, cellular component: nucleus; MCM complex. Gene Ontology annotation, molecular function: ATP binding; single-stranded DNA helicase activity; single-stranded DNA binding. Gene Ontology annotation, biological process: double-strand break repair via break-induced replication; mitotic DNA replication initiation; DNA replication.